Entelurus aequoreus (snake pipefish) is the source of this 4374-nucleotide messenger RNA. RefSeq lists its product as uncharacterized. The record is from RefSeq and is a predicted model, not a curated record. The transcript is spliced from 5 exons. NCBI's taxonomy places the organism in Eukaryota, Metazoa, Chordata, Actinopteri, Syngnathiformes, Syngnathidae. The coding region runs from base 16 to 1089 and encodes 357 amino acids.
GUAUACUAAGAACAAAUGGGCCAAAUUGGGCACAUCAUUUGUGAAGAAGCUGAGCAGAAGAUCAGAGAUAUGAAAGUGACAGCUGGACUAUUGGUGUUGCUCCUCACAGUUUGUCACGCUGAAGAACAGCCUUGUGACGGCAGAAAAGAUGGUGUUCAGUGUUACGGAAAGCUGGGAGAGACAAUGUUACUCCGCUUGAUGGACGAUGCCCUUGGAUUAUAUAGAUAUAGCUGGGAGAAUACCACAACUAUACUGAUGACAGGGGGAAUAAUUCGUGAUGUGGAUCUAUUAGAAAAACGAUUUAGCUUCACCCCAGAAGAAGGACUGAUGAAGAUAAAGAAGUUGGAGAGGAGAGAUAGCAGCAAAUAUACUCUCACCAUUUUUAAUGAGGGUGGGAAACUGAUCAUCAGUCGGACUCUACAGUUGUUUGUUGAAGCUGCUGUCACUUCCGUCCAGAUGGCAUCCAAGUGUCUAUCCCAGGGAGAGCAGCAGGUGUCUUGCUCCGCUGAAGGAGGGGACAAUCCUCGGUACGAAUGGACUCUCGCCAAAAAACCACUGCAGGUCGCUGAACUCUCUGGAAGGUUUCAAGCAAACGUCACCCUGAAGCAGCACCAGUCAGGACAGCUGAGAUGCGAUGUGGGAAAUAAUGUCAGUCAUUUCUCGGAAGAAAAGUGGAUAUGGACUUGUGUUUUCAUCAACUGCACCUCAAAUGGGACUCGCAUAUCUGGGUGGUUGCCUGAAACCGAAAGAAGUUUGUGCGAUGAGCACAUCAAAGGAAUGAGUGCCCCUCAAAGUAAGAACUUUCUGCUUAUAAUGGGCGGCGUCCUCUCAGCACUCUUCCUCCUCCUCGUGGUUUCCGUGGCGAUUGUCUUGUCUCUGAAGAAAAAGCGAAGGGACACACGUGAAGUAGAUGAACAGGAUUUGACGUACGCCGACGUCAGGAUCAUGACACAGCCGCAGAAGCAGAUAAAAGCCAGACAAGAGGCGGAGGUGGAGUACGACCAAGUCAAGUUUUCAGAGCGCCCUCGUCCAAGUAUUAAGCUCGGACAGGAUGGAAGUGUUUAUGCCAACAUCAACAGAGGCAGGUGAUUACACCUUCACCUUUACUGAACUCAGGCCCCCCCGAGGCCAAAUUGAAUUGGCGCCCUUAGCACAAUUCUAUUCUAUUGGGGGGGUUUGCAUUAGGGUGGCUCUUAUAAUAACAAAGUCAAUGAUAUUUGGCUAAUUAUGUAGCGGCUGGCUUUGCGGUUUUGUUUAAUGGCUUUGGCUAGGGGGAGGAACAGGGAAGUGACGUUUAGUGAAGUGGCGAGCAUUGCCGGGAAAACAGAGGAGACGCACACUGGUGUUCGUUGUGUGGUUGCGUUGUGCAUUAAAGACAAGACAAACAGAGAAGUUGUGCAAGCCUACAUUCCUGGAAGAUUGCAAUAUUCAGGUCAUGACAUGUAAUCCAAUCCACUUUAUUUACAUAGCACAUUUCAAAAAACAAUAGAAGUUUCACAAAGUGCUGCUAUCCAUACACUUGGGUGAAACGGAAUCCAUCCUAUUUGGUUUGGUUUAGUCUUUAUUUGAAGGGACAAUGCACAGAAACAUUCAGUUCAAAGACAGAUAUGUUCUGUACCAAAUUAUAGCUAAAUAGCUCAUUUCCAUCUGCAGUCCCUGGCUACCUAAAUUAAAGGGAUACAAAAAUCAUGCAAUAAAAUUAUGACAAUAAAAACAUACUAUAGCAUGUUUUUAAAUUAAGAAAAGUCAUAAAAUGCCCUUUCAUGGACACAUACUUAAUAUCAGGGCCGGCCCGUGGCAUAGGCCGUAUAGGCAAAUGCUAAGGGCGCCGUCCAUCAGGGGGCGCCACGCCAGUGCCACAAAUGUUGGAGAGAAGAAAAAAAAACAAGUUGGUACUAUUAUUUCUAAAUACAAAAAAUAAUCCCACGUUAAUUAAAAUGCAAAGUAAAGCUUAUUUAAUAAAAAUAUUAUUUGUUACAACAUUACGCCCCCCCCUCCCCACCCCUUUCCCCCGUACGGUGCACCCCCUCCCUUCCCGUAUCAUGACUCUUACCACAUCAAAAAAUCAACACAAGAUGUCAAAACGGCCAAAACUGUCAGGUGCCCAGGGAAGAAAAAAGAGAAAAGAAGAGGAGAAACGAGAAAAAGCCAGAGGUAGCAGGUAUGUAACGUUAGCCUACAUGAAAUUAUUUGUCUGUUACAGAAUGUGAUAGUAACCUGGCUUUUUAGCAUUAAGCUAAUGUUACAUAAUUCGGCAAUUGCUAAUCAAUAAAUAGCUAGUUCUGUUUUAACGUCGGGUUAAUAUUGUGGAGGGGGCUAAAUUGUUACCGAAAAUGAUAAUGUAACGUUAGGUAAUUACAGUACUCCCACCUUACAUUCCUCAGGGACAUUUGUAUUAGAUCUUUUAAGCAGGUGUUUUUUGUUUACAUUGUUAUUGCCUUCUGGUUAGCUAAUGUUUGCCCUGCAGGUAAUAGUCACUUUUCCACCCCUUUAUAUAUUAGGUAUAGUUGUAAGCCUAGUUGUUAAAGUGCACAUCAUUAAUGUUAAUUACGCAAUAUCACAUGAGAGGGAAUGCUGUUUUUUAAUUUGAGCACUGCUGUGAUUCGGUUAAAGAUAAUCAUAACAUAACAUUCUCAUAUAAUAUGUUAAUUUGCUUUCUUUAAGUAAAAAAAAAGGUCAAAGACAAAGCUAUUCGGUUUCUUGUGAGUAUAUACACUUCACUGCCGAUGUGGGGGGUGGGGGGGGGGGGUGUAAAAUCUUGCCUAGGGCGCCAGAUUGGUUAGGGCCAGGCCUGCUUAAUAUACAAUACAAGCACACCUCAUUUACAUCAUCACACAAAGACAAUACAUGCUUUUGUUCACAUCUGUCAUCAUUUGUAAAAACAACCAUGAUUUUAACACACACACCUCACAAUUUACAAUAAAAAUGCUCUCAUGGAUAAAUAUAAUACACAUUAGGUUGAUGUGUCAAACAUAGUGGCCACCUUAGUGACCGUGUGAGCAGCUUUGAUUGCUCCAAAGCCGCUUUUUAACUUCAAUUGUGAAUGAAGAGUCAUCUGUUAGACUUUUCAAGUUUGUUGUGAGGUCCUUCCAUUCCUUUAUGGCUUUAUAUGAAAAGGCUGAUUGUGCAAAAGAGGUUUUACAUCUGGGUACGCUACACUGCCCCCUGGUGGAGGCUCGUGUGUUUCUAGUUGUCACAGCAGAUGUAAACUGGACAAAGUGCUUAAGUGGCGCUGGUGCGGUGUUACUUAGGAUUCGAUGGGCCAUUCGUAUUGAUGCUAAUCUUUGAAUGUUAGCUAAAUUUAACAAUCUAUAUUUUUGGAGAACUAAACAGUGAUGGUGGUGUUGUGGUUUUCGGUCAAGGAUUUUGAGGGAUUGUUUGUGCAAAGUUUCCAAUGGCCUCAGUGUCAUUUUGCUUGCCUGCGACCAACAUGUUAUACAAUAAUAAAAACGAGACAUAAUCAUUGUAUUAAAAUAAGUUUGAGCUGCCUCCAGUGUUAAUGAAUUCCUGAUACAUUUGAACCUUUUUAUGUUGUAUUUAAGACUCUGGCACAUCUGUUUGAUAUGUUUUUUAAAGCCAAGUGUUGGCUCUAAAAUGACACCCAGGUAACGAUAUUCACUAACAUUUUGUAUUAUUUCCUUAUUAACCGUUAUAUUUGGAAAGGAUGACAUUUUAUAUUUGUUUACAAAAUACAUUGUUGCAGUUUUCUUAAUGUUUAAUGUAAGACAAGAGUCAUGUAGCCAUCUUGCCACCUUCUCCAUAGCUGCUGGAAGUUUUCUGGCAACCGUUUCAGCGUCCUUUCCCCAAGUAUAAAUAACGUGUCAUCUGCAUACAUCUGGAGAUUUACAUCCAUUUGGGUCCCACAUCAACCUUAAGAAAGUCAGUGACUUUACUAUAAAAGUGGGUGACAUUGUUAUCACCAGGAAAGAUGAGGUCACCUACCUAGGUUCCAUUCUAGAGGCUAACCUUUCCUGUGAUAAAAUGGCAACCAAGGUAAUCAAAAAGGUCAACCAAUGAAUGAGAUUUCUCUAUAGAAUCUCCUCUCUGGUCAACAAAAGCACCACAAGGAUUCUAGCGGGAACUCUCGUUCAACACUUUUUCGAUUACGCAUGCACCUCCUGGUACCCUAGCACCUCCAAAACCCUCAAAUCUAGACUCCAAACAUCCCAGAACAAGCUAGUCAGGUAACUUCUAGACCUCCACCCCAGAUCCCACCUCACUCCUACCCACUUCUCCAAAGUGGGCUGGCUCAAGGUGGAGGACAGAGUUAAACAACUUGCACUGAGCCUAGUCUAUAAAAUCCGCUACACCUCCCUGAUACCGAAGUACAUGUCAAACUACUUCCUUAACGUAAAUGACCACCAUAACCACAAC